AUGCCAUCAGGCGAAACUGAUCUCGAGCUUGAAGAGGGCCUGCAGUCCUUAUGGCUGCUCCUGUGCACGUUUCUGGUGGUCUCCAUGCAGCUCGGUUUCGCGAUGCUGGAGGUUGGUGGUGUCCGCGAGGCUCACAGGAUGACGGUUCUCGCCAAGAAUAUCAUGGAUUCCGUGGUGACAUGCCUUGUCUUUGCUGCGACUGUGCGUUUUUUGCAUCUGAGCCUUGUUCUUGGACCAGAUGGACACAUCCGGUUUGAGAAGGAGCUGUCCAACUGGGCCUUCAGUGCCACCUGUGCAACGAUUUGUUCUGGGUCAAUGGCAGAGCGAGCUCACAUGAUAGCAUACCUUGUCCAUGCCGGCGUGAUCGGUGUUGUGGUUUAUCCACUCCUUGCAGAGGGUGCCUGGGGCUACGACACCAACUUUUUCCUGUAUCGCGAACUGCACGGCCGUUUUCAGAAAAAUGUCGACUACCACGAUUGCGCUGGCAGUGGUGUCUACAGUGGCAUGGUCGCUGUUCGCGAAAUCGUGCGUCUGUUGGGCUUAGCUGGUGAUGUGGUCAGCAUACUGUCGAUUCUGCCUCUUCUUUCCGAGGUGAAGUUUGGCCACUUGAUCCCGGCUCGUGGAGCGGCUGGAAAGGAAAAGGCUGCCUCGGAAGAGCAAGGUGGUGCGGAGUGCGCCAGAACAACUCCCCCUGUUUGGGCAUUGUGCCUUCUCCUGGUGGCAGAGCUUUGCAGCGGGGCCGCCUUCCUCAAUCCAUCGGACAAGCAGGCUCGACGGGCAAUCGGCGAGGUUGUCCGUGCCCAGAAAAAUGCAGAAGCUGGAUUGGAGGAGACGGUGAACGGCAUUGUCAAACUCCUUGACAGCAAAGAUGUCCACGAGCUGGCCAAGCUCUUGGCAAGCGUGGGAGGGCUUGCCGGCACGCUGUGUAUUUCUGCCCUGAGUGGGGCCGGGGACGCCGGAGGCGUUGGCUUCGGAAUUCGGGCUGCCGCUGCGCCGCUUCGCACUUUGCUGACCGCUGAGCGAUUCUGGGGCCUUCUGGCUGUGACGGCUCUCUUCUUGCUGGGGAACUGGAUGCCGCUGACAACACUGGUGCGAAAGCCGGCAGUUUGGGCUGCUUGUGGGAACUUUGGCUCCCUUGUGCGCUCCCUGGCCUUCGCCGCCGCAGCAGGAGCGCAGGAUUCUGGGCCUCUCUCCACUUGGGCAAUGCUCAGCGCUGCCGCCUGUGUUGCCCGAAUCUCGCGGCUCAUCGUCCACGAACAACUAGCUCCGGCUGUUUGGAUAACCAGUUGGUGGUCCGGGUCGAGACUUAGUGUUGAUCCACUGGUGUUGACCACUUUGGGACUGGAAAGCUGGUGCCUGGCGGUACUCCUCCUCAUCUUGAUUAGGAGACCUCGAAAGAUGCUGCUCCUCGCUGCCAUGACGUACCCGUGCAUCGCCCUUGCUCAAGGACCCCCUGCCUCGCAGAACUUCGAGGCGUUCGUCGCCCCGGCCUUGCAACGUGGCCCCAUCGUCAUGGCUGUUGUAUCGGCGCUGCUCGUCUUCAUGGGUGGCUUUCCUACCAUGUUGUGCAGCCUCGUGCUCAUUCAGGCGUUGCUCUUCAUUCACGGGCUGGACAGCUCCAAGCUAUGA
This is a messenger RNA of Symbiodinium sp. CCMP2456, 1629 nucleotides long. The record is from the annotation of a GenBank genome assembly. NCBI's taxonomy places the organism in Eukaryota, Dinophyceae, Suessiales, Symbiodiniaceae.